UUCUGUCGGCGCCUGUACCACAGGUCUACCCACUGCACGCAAUGCCAGCGAAGAUCAAGUUUGUGAAUCCCGCAAGCAUCCUGUCCCUGCACGCAAAUUGUGCUGCGCAAGUGAUCUAUGGGCUCUACCGACCGGUGCCUGCCGCCGUUCCUGCCAACCUCUUUGGUUUGGUGGCAUCCAUCUACUACCUGGGCACCUGUUGGUACAGUGCUUGGCGCUUGGACGCCUUGAAAUCAGGUGCCUGGAGCCGCUCUGCAGCGCUGGCAACCAUUGUCACGCUGUCCAUCUCCAUGUGCAUGCUGUCCUACGCCGCGCUGCAGCUACAUCCUGAAGCCGCCGAACAUGUGGGCCAUCUCGCGCUCUUCUUCAGCGUGUGCCUCUUCGCCGCACCGUUGAGUUCCCUGCGCAGCGUCCUCCGGGACAGGAGCUCCGAACUGCUGCCGAUGCUGCCCAGCCUGCUGGGGCUGUUGUGCAGCGGAUGCUGGUGUUACAUCGGACGGCGUCAUGACAGCAAGCCUCUCUGGGUACCGAAUUUCAUUGGCUUCCUCCUGUCCUGCGUCCAACUGAUUCUCAUCGGCAUCUUUCCGGCCAAAAAGCUCAAGACCUUGCCUGGAGAGACCUCCCCGUGACCAACAGGAUGACAGCAGCUGUGGGCCCUGGCCGUGCUGAUGUGCAGAACCUGAGAUGAUGGCGAUCCGGAGAAGAUUGCGGAAGAUUGCUGCGAUGUGCAGAAUCCCUGGAAGCUGGUGACGACACAACCUAAAAGUGUGCGGCCGGUGAUGGAAAGUCCGGAAAGUGCUGUCAAGCACGGAAGUGGGGAAGAAAGGUCGAUGCUGGCGUGAAAAGGGCUGCGGAAAAUGUGACAGGACGGGGUUGAAAUUUUCACCUUGGAUUUUGGAUGGCACAGCCG
Cladocopium goreaui is the source of this 910-nucleotide messenger RNA. Lineage: Eukaryota; Dinophyceae; Suessiales; Symbiodiniaceae. The record is from the annotation of a GenBank genome assembly.